Molecule: messenger RNA, 996 nt
Organism: Electrophorus electricus (electric eel)
Lineage: Eukaryota; Metazoa; Chordata; Actinopteri; Gymnotiformes; Gymnotidae
Product: olfactory receptor 1J1-like
Biological process (GO): detection of chemical stimulus involved in sensory perception of smell; G protein-coupled receptor signaling pathway
Cellular component (GO): membrane
Molecular function (GO): G protein-coupled receptor activity; olfactory receptor activity; odorant binding
Source: RefSeq, a predicted model, not a curated record
AACAUGACUUACACAAGAUCCCUUGAUAAUGCAACCUUUAUUCACCCUGCCACAUUUUACAUCAGUGGAUUUUACAAUGUUCCAUAUGCAAAGUAUUACUAUAUAUUUCUGUGUUUUGUGUAUGUUUUGACGGUUUUAGGCAAUUCUUUUGUAAUGGGUGUUAUAUUCCUGGCACGCGUACUACACACAGCAAAGUACAUAGCAGUCUUCAACUUGGCCUUCUCUGAUCUGUGUGGAAGCUCAGCUGUCAUUCCAAAGUAUGUGGAAAUGUUUUUGUUUGACAAACAGUACAUUUCUUAUGAGGACUGUCUGGCAAACAUGUUUUUUGUUUUUUUCUUUAUGACUCUACAGUCUCUUACUCUGCUUGCUCUGGCUUAUGACAGACUGGUUGCCAUAUGUUUCCCUCUGAGGUAUCAUGCUGUUGUAACCAAAACAGCAAUGGCUGUGAUCAUUGGUGUUAUAUGGGUUUUUGCAUUGAUUGUCUUUGCUCUGCUUGUGGGUUUUAUUACCAGACUGUCCUUCUGUAGAUCUACUACAGUUGACAGCUAUUUCUGUGAUCAUGGCCCAGUCUAUAGACUAGCGUGUAGUGACGUUAGUAUGAAUUACAUAUUGGCACAUGUAGGUGUUACAUCAAUACUAUAUAUUCCAUUGAUUUUGAUCCUUGUCUCAUAUGUUUGUAUUGGUUUUGCAUUACUAAGGAUCUCGCGUGGUGCUGACAGAAUCAAAGCUAUGAAAACCUGCACCUCCCAUCUCAUAUUAGUGGCCAUGUUUUACCUGCCAAUUGUUAGCGUUUACAUUUCUGCUCUUGUAACAUCCAUCCCUCCAAAUACUAGAAUAAUUAACUCCGUAUUAACACAAACUAUUCCACCUAUGCUGAAUCCCAUUAUAUAUACUCUAAAGACAAAUGAGAUAUUGCAGUCCUUUAAAGUUCUUUACAGACGAGCCAAGCUGAUCUUUGCAAAAGAAGGGUCUGUGAUUAGCAUUGUAAAGAAUUAA